Messenger RNA from Calliphora vicina (urban bluebottle blowfly), 3704 nucleotides. RefSeq names its product MATH and LRR domain-containing protein PFE0570w (gene bbx). The coding region runs from base 1 to 2763 and encodes 920 amino acids. Gene Ontology annotation, molecular function: DNA-binding transcription factor activity, RNA polymerase II-specific; RNA polymerase II transcription regulatory region sequence-specific DNA binding. The record is from RefSeq and is a predicted model, not a curated record. Gene Ontology annotation, biological process: regulation of transcription by RNA polymerase II. NCBI's taxonomy places the organism in Eukaryota, Metazoa, Arthropoda, Insecta, Diptera, Calliphoridae. Gene Ontology annotation, cellular component: nucleus. The transcript is spliced from 3 exons.
AUGAUCAAUAGUGUAAAUGCUUUGGAAUUUUUAAAACCAAAAUUGAUAACCAUGGAUAAAUUUAAUACUACAACUACCACAAAAAUACUUCCACCUUCUUCGCUCUCACAAACGAGGACCUUUGUAACAAUUAGUGGUCAUCAUCACAACACUGCUAUUGAUUCACAGCCACAACAACCGUUUUUAUUUAACGAUGAAAUAAAACAGCAGGAACGUGUUAGAGUUCAACAUUUAGAAAAUCAUACCAAGUUACAAAACAAUAAAUGUUGGAAUAAUUUUCGUACCUUAUACAAUUUAAGUGCCUCCUCAGGUGUUAAGGAUAGGGAAAUGUGUAAAAUACGCCAAGCAAAAGACGAUAAUGAAGUAGAUGUUGUAAAUGUAGAACAUUUAUCCUCAACAACAAUAACACCAAUUAAUAUACAAAAUAAAAGUGCCUUUACUUUAGAUUUAAAUAAUAAGAAAUAUCACAAUAUUAACAAUAAUAAUAGUAUUUGUGGCAAUAAUAAUAAUAUACAAAUAGAUUCUUCAAGAAUCGACGGAACCAAUAAUAACUAUCAGUUAUAUUGCAAACAAUAUAAUACUAAUUAUGGCCUUAUAAAUAAACAAUCACCCACAACAACAAUGAUUGUGAUGUCAACGGGAACUCAGCCACAAGCCUCAACAGCUACCACUCAACGUACUGAAGAUCAAAAUAAAGCUUAUCGUCAUAUUGAAAGUGUCCACAAUUAUGCUAAAUCAAAAUCAUAUGAAGAUGAUGAUGGCAACAAUCAGUCUCCCAAUGGUAGUCGUCAUAGCAGUUACAUUGAUGACGAAGAGGAUGAUGAUGACGAUGAGGAAGAUAAUGAUGAUGACGUUGAUGCAGAAUAUGAUAACGAUGACGAUAUUGACUAUGAGGAUCGUUUAGAAUCGAACGUUGAUUUAGAUGGCGACUACGAAGUUAUUUUCAAUAGAAGCAGACAUAGAUUUCAAAAACUGUCCACUUCAUCAGAUGGUGCUCUUUCAACUAGAAAUGAUAGAAUAACUAGCAGCGAACAUAACAAAUCUGCUCAACUUGUAAAUAUUUUAAAAGAUCAUAAAAUUCAAACUGUUAGAGAAAACAACAAAAACAAAGAUAGUAAUGAGGAUGAGGAAGUUCACAUAGAUGUUGAUGUUGAAACUGUAGAAUCACAAUCUCAGUCGCCCAACAUUCCAAUCGUGGACUCAAAUUCUUCAACUACAAUUGCUAGCAUGGUAAACGAACCUGCUGCUGCUGUUGCCUGUAUUAAACCCGAUCAUCAUGCUCGUCGACCUAUGAAUGCGUUUUUAAUAUUUUGUAAACGCCAUCGUGCUAUUGUUAAGGAGCGUUAUAAAAACUUAGAAAAUAGAGCCAUAACAAAAAUAUUAGGAGACUGGUGGGCCUCCUUAGAAACGAAUGACAAAAAGUGUUUUACAAGUUUAGCUCAACAGAACAAAGAUGCUUUCUUUUCAGCAAAUCCCAAUUUUAAAUGGUACAAACUACCAGCACCUCCUUUACGAACUCUAACAACACGUCCAGCCAAUGCUUUUGGCCCAGAGUAUCAAGAAGAUAACGAAGCCAGUACUCUUGAAAUUAUAAGCAAUAACACACGUAGUAGCAACAAUCAUAGUAACUACUUUAAACUGGCCGACGAAGCACAAAUGGGCGAUUUAAGUCAAUUAAUGCUAGAUAAAUCAAAGGCCACGAAACAAUGUGCGGACUUGCAGCAAGCUCUGGGAGAAACAUCUCAAUUUAUGAGUGCUCAUAUUACAGGCAGUGCUGAGGGCUUAGAUGAAAAUCACUUAAAAAGACGUUUCCACAAUGAGAAUAGUUUUUCGAGUAACAGUAGUGAGGAAGACAUGUUAGAGCCAAAAAAGAAAAGUGCAAGAUCCUGUAAGGGUAAAAGAUAUCAGGAAUUAAUAAAUUCCGGUCAGAUAGCCACAGCUGUAAAGAAAUCAAAGUCCUCAAUACGUUUAGUUGUUGGUGGUGGUGACAACUCCGAUGUGAACAUUAAGCAAAGUUUCUCAAAUGUAAAUAAUUUAAUUAGCAACCUUAGUAAUGUCUGCCCCAAGCGUACUGUGUCCGAAUCCGAAAAUAUGUUGUCAUACGAUUUGGGUGGUUUUGAUUUGGAGGAAAGAAUUAAAGAGCUGCCCGCUUUAAAUUUGGAUGAUUAUUUGCAACGCAAACGUAAUACAAAAAAGAAAAAGAAGUUUUCUUCCACUGGCAAAAAGAGGGGUGGACAACGGGGUAAUACUACAACCAGCAGCAACAACAAUGGCAAUUCAAAUGAAAAAUCCACACAACGAAUUCAAGUUGCAGCUGCUGCACCCUUUCAACACAUGGCCAAACAGCAUCAGCAAGCUGCUGCCACUGCUGUGGGUAGUCAAAAACGUAAGGCUCGCAAAGAAAGCAUUACACGUCGUGAUGUCGCGGCCAUAGAACAAGAAGCAGCCUCUUUGUUACCAUUGACUAUUAAUGGUUGUUGCUAUUUUCAAGAUGCGCCCACAGCCCUUAAAUAUAGAAAAGCAAUUGAAAAAGACACUGAAGCAACAGCAACUGCAACAUCACAAUCACUUAAUAAUGUUACAUCAACAACAUCACCAAUCAUUCCUUUACAACAACUUAACUCUGCAUCAUCAGUAUCUGUUGAUAUUUUCAAUAACAUUAGUUGCAACAACAACAACACCUUAAAUGACAAUAUAUCGUCUACCUCAGAUUUACUCAUACUGGCCGAAGUAGCUGCCAAUCGCACUGAACUAAAGCAUUAAUUCGUUUAUAAAUAAUAUGUAUAUUGUAUGUACUACUCUUCAUAUUAUGUGUAAGUUAUUAUUAACACAUUAUAAUAUGUUGUUUUUAUAAUAAUAUUUAUUUAAUUCUAGUUAAAUAUGUGUUAACUAAUUUAAUUUAAUUAUUUUUACAUUUACAAAAUGUGCAAUAUUUGUUAUUUAUCUUUUCUUUCUUUAGUUUUUUUUUUUUUGGAUUUCUUUUUGUUACGUUAUUGGGAAUCAGAUUUCAUGUGCUAAUAUUUAACAACUUCCCUUUUUAUUCUCAAUAAUAUUGAACUUAUAUCUGUUAAUUACUGCACGACCGUCUAUUACCUAAAAUCAUUUAAUACAAAUAAAGUCUUAUAAUUUAAACAAAAAGGCACUGGAAACUGUUUCUUAACAAUCACAAAUAUAGAGAAAAGAAAUAUAUCCAAAGGAUUAUUUAUAAUUAAUUUUUUUAAAAAUUUAACUUCUUAUUUUGUAUGGAAAAGUCAUUUAUUUUAUUAUUUAUAAAGGCAUUUGUUUUUAAUUCAUGUUUAGUUAAUUCUUUCAUGCUGCCUAAAUUGAAGAAAAUGUUUAAUUUGUUAUUUUAGUCAGCAUUAAGUUAUUGCUUUCUAAAUUUCUUACACUAAGUAGAUUUUUAAGUAAAACUUUAAUUUCUUAAAAUGAAUUUUUUUUAACUAUACAAAAAAGCCUUAUUGUCAUAUUAUUGUUAUAAACAAUUAUUGUUGUAGUUUAAGUCCAUUUUAUUAUUUCUUUUUGUUAUAUGCCACUAUCUAUACUUUUAAAUGAUUUCUCAUUAAUAUGUUCAACAACAAACAGUUUAUAACAAUUAGAAAAGAAUUUUAAAUUAAUCUAGCUUGUUAAGUUUUAUCUCUUUGAGUCAAUCAUAUAUUACAAAUAUUAUCAUCAAAUAAAGUUAUAUUUGUUUUUUAAGAAUUAAA